This is a messenger RNA of Sclerotinia trifoliorum, 3486 nucleotides long. NCBI's taxonomy places the organism in Eukaryota, Fungi, Ascomycota, Leotiomycetes, Helotiales, Sclerotiniaceae. The record is from the annotation of a GenBank genome assembly.
AAAGUGCCACUUUUAUAUUGAAAUCCUCCGCAGGAAACGGACGUGACUUUGCGGCACAGCGCUUUCCUAGCCUACUCUCAAGGCUCAUCGACAAGUACGGAGUACCUUCAACCCCUACCAAUUUAACUAUCUUUUAUAUCGGAGCGUGCAAAGUCUGUCUGUUUGUUGUUAUUAUUUUUGGCUACACGCAUCCACUCAUUUUACUAAACUAUUUACGAUUAGAGAUAGAGAAUAUUUUCUUGUGGUGCCAACACUUCUACCAGAAUCUCCCAAAGUCUCGAGCUUGGAGCUCUUAUUCCGCGCCAAAGCUUUCUUCUUUCAGCCUCAGCAUUUUCGGAUCCACUCCAACGUCCGAAGGUGUGAAUGGUGAGUGGUAACCCCUCCCAGACCUGGCGUUGUAAGCAUUAUCAUCUCUUUUUUAUACUUGAGCAUCGCGGUCCCGCCUAGUCAAGCUUCUACGAACAGUGCGAGCGUCUUAUCCUCUCAUUGGAACCUAAAACUACCAUAAAAAAUGGCAGUAGAAAGUCCAUUGCUUGCCUCACCUGUCAACGUCAUGUCAGCCAUCUCCCCUUAUACAGAUUUCUCUCUAUCACCAUGUUCUCCUCCAAUUCAAAGAUCUCCAUAUUAUCGAUCGCUGUAUGUAGCACCGUUUUAACAGCCGACCAUGCUAAUAAUAUUAUACAGUCCCACACGAAACUAUCCAGGUUCCAAUCUCCAGCCAACUCCUGUCGAGGACGGCCUCUCCUCUUCCAGCGCGCAUCUACUCAGUCCAAUGAGUGACACGGUGGGACCUUCGCCAGUGACCUCGAAUGGCACUACAACCACAGAUAUUGAGGAUGAUAUGGCAGAUGAAGCAGUCAACCAUGAGGACAUACCCAGAGCCGAUUCGCAAAUUACCGUUGGUACUCUGCCAAAGCUUGGAAGCAUUGUUACUGACACUGAAAUAGCUGAAAAGGCUUAGCACAAACUUACCAGAUGAGUUUCGUGCUUCCCUUGAGGAUGAAUCUGUCUCGGUCAUUCACGCCCCAGAGGGCUACACAAAAUUUGUGAGGCAAUAGAGCUACAUGGUGAAGAAUCAAUGGCUGAUGCAUUACAGCUGUUCAAUGAUGCGAGCCCGGUACAAUCGGCAAAAGCACUUUUGGAUCGCUCGACUCCAACUCCAUACCAACAGCCUACAAGCUCAAGAAGUAGCCCAAGAAGUAGCCCUCGCACUAGUCCUCAAUUCAACCAAAAGACAAGCCCGAGAACCAGUCCAGAAACGAGCCCUAAAGUCAGUCCUAAAGCAAGUCCUAAUACAAGCCCCAGGAUGAGUCCAGAUCGGCUUCAGAUUGCUGAGCAUGCGAAUAAAGUAAAACUACCUUCCAUCAUAAGAGAUUUUUAAGGCUAACUAUUGGCAUAGUCUAUUGAGCCUGGUCCAGUUUCCCCUCCGCCGAUUUCUACAGAUAUAAGACCGAUCAGAUUCGGUUUAGAGAAUCAAACACCCCGAGCGCAAACUCGCCAAGAGGUCGAAUUAUUUUCGGAAGAAAGACGACCCUCUCGGCCAAGCAGUCUUGAAGGUAUAGUCGAAGAAGAAGCUAUGAAGAUGUUUUACUCACUAGACAUAGGGAUCCCAGAAGAACUAUCCAGAGGCUAUUCGGAAGAUGAUUUCGAUGCUAACACAGUUCACAAUGCGGACGAGGAAAUAUUGGCUUUGAAGACGGCACUCAAUGAAUGUUGGACUCUUUGCAAUACACUCGCUAGUCUUAGCUCCAUUCAUCGUGAGAGGAUAUUUAGCUUUUCUGGAUCGGGCGAUGCUCAUGAAAAAGCCUGGAAAUGUUGUUGGAAACUGUGCAAGAAAUUAUACGACAGCCGUGAUGAAGAUCAUGAAUAUCAUGUUAGACCUACGCUCGAUCUAUGUAGAGACUUCUGUCAAUCUCUAUUUGAUGUUCGUCAAAAGAAAGAUGAGGUAGCCGAUUCAGUAUUGCGGGUGAGCUUCGAACUAAACAACCACUUAUACAACACACACGAUCGCAAUCUCCCUGAAGCUUUCCGAGAAAGAACUCUGGAUUUCUACAUAACUUUGUGUCAUCGUCUCAUGAAACAAAGAAGUGAACUUGCCGAGGAGACAGAUGCUCUGCUUAGAGCUUGUUGGGGCUUGGCUGAAAUGCUUUUUAGCCUUCGACAAAACAAAAGGGAAGGAAAAAUGGCAGAUGAAGAGCUCCUUGGAUCUGCUGUUCAAGCUUGCUGGGAAUUAUGUGAUCUUUUCCGAGAAGGUUGGACACAAGUCCGUCCAGAUCGGGGUACACCUCGUCCAUCACAAACGACUUUCAGAGCAUCAUCCGAUGAAAUGUCUCGUUCUUCACAUACCAAGUCUAGUAGUCUAGCUUCACUAUCAGAAAACCUUGAGGAGCACACACCUACAAGAUAUGUCAUCCUACCUGAAACCCCAACAACCGACUUUGAAGACACCCCUAUCACACCCGAGGAGCUCUCGCCGAACAUUCCAAACAUAAUGGUUCUAGGUUCGGACAGACCCCCAAGAUGGUCAUCCGGUGCUUCUUCGCUUUCCGGCUAUUCUCAGGAAAGCGGUACUAGCACGGUCACAAACGGGAAUCAACCUGAAGAUCUCAACUUGACACGGCUUAAAAUUUUAAUUUUAAAAGCUUCGAUGAAUGUGGGAUAUUCAAGAACUGCAAUCUCUUCCAAAGGGUCACCCUUGACACUUCAGAACUUUGUCAAAGCUUUACCGACUGGUUCUUUUGGCUCAUUACCAGCGCAUGCGACUCUACUUACAUCGUAUCGAAAUCUAGUACUGAGCGAUCCUACUUUUAGAAAUCCAAGCUCGCUGCCUCCUCCAGGGAAGAAGGUCUCGGCGCCUGAUGUCGCUAAGAGUGUUAGCUGGAUGAUGAGAUCUGGGCAAUACACAUUUUUGAAAGAUUUGUUCAGAAUGGUGUUUGGCUUCCGUGUUGAUGAAGCUGAUUCUCGAAAGAAUGUCAGUAUCUCAGUAUGAAGAGGUCAUUUUGAUUACAGAAUAUGACGGGGCUGCUUUCUCUCGCCGUACUCACCUCUAUGCUUGCCAAGUGGAACUUUACUUUGAGGUGGCUUUAGCUUCCAUGUUAGAUAUCUGAUGUAACAUGCUAUAAGCCCACAGACAAUGCACGGAAUGCUAUUCUUUCGAAUAAUGGGAUUGUCUCAGAUGGCGAGGUGGUCUCACAAGGUUUAUAGAGUUUGUUUAUGAGAACUUUGGAUAUAACCCGGAACCUUCAUCUUUUUGGUACGCCUCAUUCUCUCAAUGAGCAUAAUGACGGCUUGUACGAAAAAGAAAAUGAGGUUCAUAAUGUUGGGAUUUGUGUAUUUGGGUGGCUGUUUUAUCUCUUUUUUUUGAUACCCUUGCUGUAAGGUGUUGCGGCGCGAAAAGGAAAUGUCUAUUCUUAGCCUCAUUGAUUUCAUAUAUGAUUAUUAUAGUUUCUUUUUAUAUAUUGACUUUUUAUAAACUUCAAAAAAUUU